This is a messenger RNA of Pseudomyrmex gracilis, 2845 nucleotides long. Its product is annotated as fatty-acid amide hydrolase 2-B. The record is from RefSeq and is a predicted model, not a curated record. Lineage: Eukaryota; Metazoa; Arthropoda; Insecta; Hymenoptera; Formicidae. The transcript has 9 exons. Bases 370 to 1977 code for a protein of 535 amino acids.
UGUGUGUGUACCGUUCGUCCCCGGUGUUGGUAAACGCCGCGUUGCACACGUCGUUUCGCUCCCACGACGCUCCGCGAAAAUCAAGCCGCGAGAUUGUCGGCAGUCGAGGUUUGGUGUUCGAAAAAAUCGGUUUUACAUCGCUUCUCACAGCGCGGAAAUACGCGAAUAGGAAUGCAACAGGAGCGUGUGUUGUCACGUCGUCGAUGAAACCCGGCACGAAAACCACUCCUACGUCGGCGUGUUGACGAACAUCGACUGAAUCGUUGAAUGUUUUUUUUCUUUGUUUAAUUUUUUUGGAUACCUCCCCCCCCCUUCCCCCAAGCUGAGACGAGAACUCAUCGCGCUGUGACGACGUUAAAUCCUGUGUAUAUGUCACUUAAAAAGCAAACACAAAGCAAAAUGCAAAUGAAAAAAAUUCUGAGCGUGUCUUUUCGUCUUUACGAGCUGAUCGUGAGAGGAAUAUGGCUGUUAAUUGCCUUUGUCAAGGGACCGGCUCGAUCUCAACCGCCUAUAAAAGAUCUGACGCUUUUGCAUAGCGCAACCACUUUAGCAUUAAAAAUUCGAAACAAACAGUUAACAUCGGAGGAUGUGGUAUCUUCUUACAUAGAGAGAAUAAAAGAAAUUCAACCAAUACUCAACUGCGUAGUCGCGGACAGGUUUGAGAAUGCUAUUAAAGAAGCGAGAAAAUGUGACGAAAUAUUGAGAUCUCAGGACGCUCCGUCCGCGGAAUUUCUAUCCAAAGAGAAACCACUGUUUGGCGUACCUUUCACCACCAAGGACUGUAUCGCAGUCGAAAAUAUGCAAUUGACUGCCGGUUUGGUUAUACGUAAGAACACUAAAGCUGAAAAAGAUGCAGAAGCGAUAAAGUUACUGAGAUCGGCUGGAGCCAUACCUCUGGCGUUGACAAAUGUUUCCGAAUUGGCAAUGUGGUGGGAAAGCUACAACCGUCUGUUCGGUACAACCAAGAAUCCGUACAAUACGAGACACAUUGUAGGCGGUUCUUCGGGUGGCGAAGGUUGUAUUCAAGCAGCAGCUGGAUCACCGCUUGGUAUUGGCUCAGAUAUUGGCGGUUCUAUUCGCAUGCCGGCGUUUUUCAAUGGAAUUUUUGGUCAUAAGCCAAGUAAAGGAAUAGUUUCGAACGAUGGUCAGUAUCCCAGUACGCACAGCGAAGAUCAGGAUCAGUUACUCGCAAUUGGACCGAUGUGUAGAUAUGCGCAGGAUUUGACGCUGACUCUCAAGAUUAUCGCGAACAGACAUACCGAUCUGUUGAAGUUGGAUGAAAAAGUAGAUAUUUCCAAAAUUAAGAUUUAUUAUAUGGAGGACGACGGCGGACAGUAUUUAAUUUCGCCGGUGGAUCCUGAAAUACGGGACGCCAUGAGACGAGUGUUGGACUAUUUCAAGAAAGCGCACAAUAUUAAAGCCACAAAAUUGAACAUAAAAAAAUUUAAAAAAGGUUUGAGUCUUUGGUUAGCGAAUAUGGCGUGCACAGAUGACAAGGACUUUUCGUAUGAACUGACCGAUAGAAAAGGUCACCUCAACAUCUGGUUGGAACUUGUUAAGAUGACGUUGUUUAUGAGCAAUCAUACUUUGGUCGCUAUUCUCACUGCUGUGUUCGAGAAAUUCGGCAUAAAGCGUGGAAGCGAGAAACACGCCAAACUUAUACAACAAAGUAAAGAUCUCUAUCAGGAAUUCAAGGAUAUUUUGGGAGAAGAUGGUGUGUUUUUAUUUCCGACACAUCCGACUGCCGCUCCGAUGCAUUACGAGCCGUUAUUUAAACCGUUUAAUUUCUCCUAUACCGCGAUUAUCAAUGUAUUAGGCCUACCAGCUACGGCUUGUCCGCUAGGUUUAAACAAACAAGGGCUUCCUAUUGGUAUACAAGUCGUAGCAGGACUUUAUCAAGAUCGUCUAACGCUUGCCGUCGCUGAAGAACUGGAGCGAGGUUUUGGAGGUUGGGUACCUCCAGCGAUAGUAGCUUAAUGUCAGUGCUGUUAUAGACAAUAAUUUAAUUGAACAACAUACACACACAUACACGAAGCCUCAUUUUAUCGAACUCUGCCAUCUUGUAAAGUAUGUAUUAUGCUAUUUAUAUAUGUCGAAGAUUUUCGUAUGUGUGACAUACCAAUCGAGGUAAAGUACAAACACUUCCUGGUCAGGACCAAAAUCUGCAAAUUUUUGCGGAUUUUAUCAUGCUGAAAAUCCAUAACAACUUUUGUCGUCAGAAGGACUACAGAUUUCCUACAGACAUUGUCAUAAAAUUCAGGAGAUUUUUUGCCAGCGGGAGUAUGAAAUGGCAUACUCUGCUGCCGAUUUGCGCUGUGCAAGAUCUUGCUCGUCAAUUUGUGUCGGCAGACUCUGCUCGCAGUCUGUCAUCGAUCUGCGAGUUGUUUUCAGUAGGCUUUGUCUACUAGUUUUGAUGCCAAGUUUUCGUGGAAGUUGCUGUCAGUUUUAUUGACAUACUGCUAAUAAGUGUGUUUACUGAAUUACACACGCAAGUAACACACAUUUAAUAUAAAAUAUAAUUUCUUAAAAUAUAUAUCAUAUGUUUACAUGUACAUAUAUAUGUAUACAAGAUGUCUCAUGAAUGCCGUAUCACCGCUCGUAAGCAGGUAGAAGGAAUUAUUCUGAGUCGAAAAGUCCUGAACCAUUUUUUUUUAUUACAUUUAAUAAAGGAGUAAUUAUUGAAUAAAUCAAGCCAAUCAGCGCCGACCUUUAGCACGUUAGUGAGCCACGCUCACACACAUCAGACGCGUGGUUCACUGACGUGCGUUCGGCUAAAGGUCGGCGCUGAUUGGCUUGGUUUAUUCAAUACUUACUCCUUUAUUAUAUGUAAUAGGAAAAAAUGGUU